This is a messenger RNA of Didymodactylos carnosus, 450 nucleotides long. The record is from the annotation of a GenBank genome assembly. Lineage: Eukaryota; Metazoa; Rotifera; Eurotatoria; Philodinida; Philodinidae.
AUGUGUAAAAAAAAACAAAAAAAGUUCACUCGAAUUUUGCAUUGCCGCACCGUACUACAAGAAAAUGUUUUUGCCUAUGGUAAUAAAAUCUAUAAACAAACAACUGGUGGUGCUAUAAGUUCAUCAUUUACAUUAACUCUAGCCAAUAUUUUCAUGUGGGAUUGGCAAAAGAAAUUAGUUGAUGAACAAACUAAAACAGGUGAAUUUUAUGGCACGUACAUUGAUGACAUUUUUAUGACUUGGAAUAAAUCAGAAAAAGAAUUAGAAGAUUUAUUAAACCAGGCAAUAGCAGAACGUUGUGUAAUACCAUUUACAUCCGUUCAUCCUCGGCAUGUUUUUGCUAAUAUUAUCUUAACAUCUCAUGCACGUGCCGUAAAAUAUUCAUCAACAUUUGAAGAAUUUAAUUAUGAACGACAAUUUAUUAAAUUAAUGCUGUUAUAUAAUAUGUAA